This is a messenger RNA of Cebus imitator (Panamanian white-faced capuchin), 4523 nucleotides long. It is a transcript of the gene ANKRD34C, whose product is annotated as ankyrin repeat domain 34C. NCBI's taxonomy places the organism in Eukaryota, Metazoa, Chordata, Mammalia, Primates, Cebidae. The record is from RefSeq and is a predicted model, not a curated record. The transcript is spliced from 2 exons. Bases 542 to 2149 code for a protein of 535 amino acids. Gene Ontology annotation, molecular function: protein binding.
ACCCUCGCCCGUCGCGGCUGGAGAGCUGCUCUCGGCGCCAGCGGGCAGCAGCGCGUCGUCAGCCAGCACAGCCAGCCGAAGACCAAGCCGGAGGGCUGGGGCUGCGCAGGAGACCUGCACACCCGCGGCGCGGAACCCGGGCGAUUUCUGUCUUUCUUUCAUGCUCCUUUCUUUCUCUUAAACCCAAACAAAACCAACCCCCAAACUCCCCUGUUCCCACCGCAACUUGGAGGAGCGGUGGACUGAUAUGAAGGAACUGACGCAGAGGUUUUAUUCACGAACCUUGAAGAAGUUCUGGGCAAGUGACUCGACAGGACCCGCGGGGCCUGGGGUAGCCCCAGCUCCCGGGGAUAGUUCAGUCUGGCAGUGCCCUCUGGCAGCCAGCCCGCAGCUGCGGGUAGGGGUGUGGGCUGCCCCCUGAUUUCGCUUUGGGAAUAAUAAUGACACUACCCGUAGCCUGGAUCCAGGUGGCCUCGCUCGGCGAUUGUCCCCACCAGGUUUGAUUGCCACUGCGGCUCAGAUACUCUAAACUGUAGCCAAUAUGAUGGAUGAUGACACUGAACUGAGGACUGAUGGAAACUCUUUGCUGAAGGCUGUAUGGCUGGGGAGGCUCAGGCUGGCCAGACUGCUCUUGGAAGGGGGAGCUUACAUCAAUGAAAGCAAUGACAAAGGCGAAACAGCUCUCAUGGUGGCGUGCAUCACCAAGCACGUGGACCAGCAAAGCAUCAGCAAGUCCAAGAUGGUGAAAUACCUGCUGGACAACAGGGCAGACCCCAAUAUCCAAGAUAAGUCUGGCAAGACCGCCCUCAUCCAUGCGUGCAUCAGAAGAGCUGGAGGAGAAGUGGUCUCCUUAUUAUUGGAGAAUGGAGCAGACCCCAGCCUUGAGGAUCGCACUGGGGCUUCAGCUCUGGUUUAUGCAAUAAAUGCAGAUGACAAAGAUGCGUUGAAACAUCUCCUCGAUGCCUGCAAAGCCAAAGGGAAGGAGGUGAUUAUUAUCACAACAGAUAAGUCGUCUUCAGGCACCAAAACCACCAAACAGUAUCUUAAUGUCCCGCCUUCACCCAAAGUAGAAGACAGGCAGUCGCCUCCACUGUGUGCAUCUCCCUCUGACAUAGAGCUGAAGGCCCCAGGCCUGGACUCUCCACCCGCUGAGAAGGAAGAUCGCUUCUUCAGCCUCCAAGCAGGGCAUCCAAGCAGUUGCAACACCUCCAAGGCUCUUAAUGAGCCUGGAUCACCGACCAGGAAAGUCAGUAAUCUCAAAAGGGCCCGUUUGCCCCAACUGAAGAGGCUCCAGUCUGAACCUUGGGGCCUGAUUGCGCCCUCGGUGCUGGCAGUCUUGGCGCGUCAGGACGAGACCCAUGGUGCCAGCACAGACAACGAGGUCAUCAAGAGCAUCAGUGAUGUGUCCUUCCCUAAAAGGGGGCCCCUCUCCAGAACCAAUAGUAUUGAUAGCAAAGACCCUACCCUUUUUCACACAGUCACAGAGCAGGUUCUAAAGAUUCCAGUCUCUUCAGCACCGGCAUCCUGGAAAGCAGCCUAUGAAAAAGGUCAGGCUCCCCACCCACGUCUGGCCAGGAGAGGAACGCUCCCUGUUGACCAAGAGAAGUGUGCUAUGGGUCCGUCAGGGCCCUCUGCUCUCAAGGAGCCAGCCUCCUUCAAACGGCUGGAAAAUGACCUCUACGACUUAGAUUCACAGCCAGGGCCUGACCCUCCCAACCCCAUUGUCCUUGAAUCCAGCAAAGGACCUUUAGAUAGAAAGAAGCUCAACAGCUCCCAUUUGUCUCUUUUCCAUGGCUCUCGGGAGUCCCUGGACGCCGUGCCUAGCACAUCCCCCAGCUCAGCACGCCGCAGGCCUCCACAUCUUCUAGAACGACGAGGAUCUGGAACUCUGCUCCUCGAUCGCAUUUCUCAAACUAGGCCUGGCUUCCUGCCGCCUUUAAAUGUGAAUCUGAACCCACCUAUUCCGGAUAUUAGAUCUAGCAGCAAAUCUUCUUCCCCUCUUGCUAGUGGCUUUAAAUCUAUGGUUCCUGCUGCUCCAACUUCACCAAAGAGAGUUGACUUAAGAAGUAAAAAGAAGCUCCUCAGAAGGCAUUCUAUGCAAAUUGAACAAAUGAAGCAGCUGUCUGAUUUUGAAGAAAUCAUGACCUAGAAGUUUUAGAAAGGCUUAAAAAAAAAUCUAUGUAGUUUACGGAAGGGGCUAUAGAUGAGACUGCUUCCUGAUCAUUCCUUAAUGUUGAAGUGUGGUCACUUCAGAAGGUAUGAAAGCAGGUUGCUGCUUCACCUCUGAGAAUAAUCCCCGGGUUUUUAUAGGCCUACUUGAAAAGAGCUCAGGAUAAUUGGGUUUUGAAGAUAAAAAUUUUAAAAAUUCUCCAAAGAAAGAAAGCCUUUGAGUUUGAAGGUAACAGAGAGUACAGUGUUCUAAACUGAGGACACCAGUAAUUUUCUAUUAGACAAACAGAAAGCAAGAAUGUAAAUCAGGAGGUAGUACUUGGAGUACUUCAUUUGUAAUAAAUCUAUUAAGUGCCUACAUAGAAAAUGAGGCUUUAACAUUUGUUAGAAUGUACAAAAACCCCAAACCAACCCUUCAGUGACUAAAUCUGGGUAUCUGGCUUCUAUCUGAUGCAGUAGAGGCAGAUUUCCCCCAUGGAAGAGGCUCUGGCCUGUGGGUCCUGGCCCUGACUCUCAAGGAACUGUAAAUCGCGGUGUGGUUAAAAUUGUUUAGCUCUCCAGUGAUAUACCCUGUUCACAUACUAAUUUGUGUGUACUCUGAGUACCCAAAUAGCCAAUCCGUGUGGCCCCUGAAUUAUGAUAUGUCAUGGUAGCGGAUGCCUUAGAGACAAAUCUUGCUCUGGGAAUGAAACUUUCCCCAGACACAGGCUCUUGUGUUGAAAUCUUGUGAAAAGCAGUCAAGGUUAACUAACUUGGAGUUGAAUGUUAUACAAUUAUAGAUUACGGCUAUAAGAAGCAUUUCUAGAUUAUUCUCAAAACUCAAAGGACAACUGAGGAUGGGGUAUGCAUAGAUUAAAAGGUAAAGUACGUGAUUCCCAGGUUAGAAGCAGUGGGGACCAUUCAUUUUUCAGCCUAAAGAUUUUAGUGGAUGCAAACUGUCAUUUUCCCUUCAGUUAUCUAGGUAAUUGAAGAAAAAUCUGAUUUCUUCUCUUCCUGAAUUAUCUAGGUGAGAAGAGAUUUGCAGAAAUAACCUGUGCAGCCCUUUUAGGCUGCUUUGAGCAAACCCAAGAAGGGAAGUAGAAACCUAACACAUUUGGUAUAAUGUCGCCACAUCUUAGAUGAAUAUAUUUUUGGCUAUUCCCAUUUAUGUUUCCCCUCUUGCUGCUGAGAUCUAUUUGCUCUAUAGUUAAAAAGCUCAGUAGUUCCUGAGGACAGCAUCAUGUAGAGGGAAGCGUAAGGGCUUUGAGUUUGACAUAUUUGGAUUUGCAUACCAGUCUUACCAUUUACCAGCUGUGUGACCUUGAGCAGGCAGCUUAACUUUUCUGAAUCUCUGUCCCCUCAUAUGUAAAAUAGGAUUAGUAAUGCUUCACCGUACAGGGUUGUGGUGAGAAUUAAAUGACACAGUGUAUGAAUGUGCCUGCCAUUGUGCCCGGCACAGAUAGAAGUCACUGGUUAAGAAGCAAUUUCAAUUUAUUUGAGAUUGCUGAAGCAAUAUCUCAAAUAAUAUACCUACUACACAAAAUGGAAUAAAGUUUACCUGGAAAAGUUCAAGUAUCUCCAUGAGAUCCCCAGUUACUUGUAUAAGUACUGAUCUCUAAACUCAUGCGUAAAGUAAAAAAUUCUGCCACAUAAAAUCUACAUAUGAUACAAUUUUUCAAUAAUUACCGUUGCUAGAAAUUCAUCUGAAUAUUCAAAAAAAGUAAUGAUGGUUAAACAAACAAGCUUGGGGGUGUGUUUGGAGGGCUGUCUGUCCUGUGCAUUGUAGGAUAUUUAGCAGCAUCCCUGGCCUCCACCCACGAGGUGGCAGUAACACCCUCUCCCCAGCUGUGACAACCAAAAGUAUCUCUAGACAUGGCCAGAUUUCUCCUGGGGCAUCACCUCGGUUGCUCUCACCUGCUAGACCUAUUGAAUGCAUGGUAGGCAUAUGUCAAGAACAACAAAGCCGUAUGGAAAUGUGGGUGCUGACUGGCCAGCUAGACUCUCCUGUUAAGACAAUUCAAGUUGUGCUUUAGUAAGACGACUAACCAACACUAGUGGUGGGCCUUCAGGAUUCUUGGCAAACGCAGUCAAACAUGAGGGCUAAUGGUCUCAUACUUUGUAGGAAGGGAAGAAAAUAAGGAAAGCACAUAAUUAGCCAAAAUCUAUAGCUCAUGAACUUGGUUUGGUGCAGACAACUCUGUUAUUUUCAGAAUCAUUAAAUCAUUAAUAGUUUUUAUCAAGUAGAAACAAUCCCAGGCAAAGAAACAACUUUCCAAUGCAUGAAAGAGAGAAUCAUACAGACACCCAUCAUUCUCAGCAGCUCAUUAAAUGCAAACACACACACACACACACACACACGCACACACACACACACA